GGAUCCGCGGUCCACUGCUUUACUCGAUAUGAUGCGCUCAAGAACAGACUUCUCAGUAGCACGUUUCCCGAGUCUAACUGUACUGACGACAUCAAAGCCUGAAACGCUUGUACCCUCCACUAAACUAUCCUCGACCUUAGUACAAAAAUGUGCUGGACUUCUACAGAUGCAGACUCAAAGCUGUUACAAUGUCGUCCACUCCUGCAAGCUAUCCUCCGCCUCCUGCCGGGCUUAACUAUCUCGCAGUCAUUCGCCCUUCUCUGAAAUUGUUACUUCUAACCUCAGCAUGGUCUUCAGUUUUGAUUCCACUUCUCUUCACAUUGUUUCUGUUCUCCUCUAAGUCAUUGAGGCGAACACCUAUCUUCAUGCUGAAUGUCGCAUCUAUUAUCAUGGGUCUAGCCUUGGGCGUCCUGUCUUACUAUAAUGGGCUUACGACUAUGUUGUCUCCAGAGUUGACAAUAGCUGGCACAACCGUCAUCGCGUACACGAUUUUCAUCAAUGCCUUGCCGCUCUUCUCCGAAUCAAUUUUAGUGCUUAGGGUGUUGACGGUGUAUCCUCUUCGAAGAACAUCUCGGUCGACUCUCAUGAUCGUUUACAUUCCACUGUGUUGCAUGAAGGUUGCCCGGCUUGUUAACAUUUUGGUAUACUGGGUUACGUGGUUUCCUACCAUCCUGGCGGGAGGAAAUCCUAUUGCUGUUGCGCAACAGUCAUGGCAACUUCCUUCCGAAAAAAUUGAGUGGUUUCUGCAGAUGCUCGACAAUGCGUAUGCAUCGGCGAUUUUUCUCUAUCGCCUCAGACAGAGUCGACAUGUAGGUUGUCGGGUUGAACAGCCGACCUCUUAUUCAAAACGUAUCAGCACUUUAUUCUGGAUCGCUGUCUCCAAUUUCGUUUUUCCCGUCAUGCUUUCCUUCGUUCAAUUUGUCCUUGCUUUCAAGGCUCAAUUAUUUCUCGACGCCACGUACAUCAUCAUAACCAACGUAUAUUUCGAAAUCAUCGCCGUGUUGCUUGCCACCGUUUGGUCUGCUGGUAGUAAAUGGUCCGAGAAGCAGCAGGCGACGAGGGACUUGGCAGCAGUGACUCUUCCUCCCUUUACAGCCGGUCUCAUGUCCACCAGGACACCGGCAUUAUACCAAGGAGAUAGUACAGCGGCUACGUGCCCGCGAUCCGCUAUUCUCAUGGAAAGUGUGAGCCUAGGAAAUGAUAUCGAGUCCAACGGAUGCGGUCAUGCGGAAGUUAAGCACGACACGGAGUGCUAGUUUUGAGAAGGACGUUUCUUAAUUUACUUUCUGAAGACAGUGAUUAGUAUCUAUUAGACUCGAACAGGUUGUUUAUCCCUUCAAUUACAGUCGUAUAUUCGCCCUCCCAACC
Desarmillaria tabescens is the source of this 1368-nucleotide messenger RNA. RefSeq lists its product as uncharacterized. The coding region runs from base 189 to 1256 and encodes 355 amino acids. The transcript has 4 exons. Lineage: Eukaryota; Fungi; Basidiomycota; Agaricomycetes; Agaricales; Physalacriaceae. The record is from RefSeq and is a predicted model, not a curated record.